AUGUCGGAAAGUGACAACGAAUACGACGAGACGGACCAUAAUAUCAAGGACGAAGACGAGAAUAUGGCCGACCAUCCAGCGGGCUCCGAAGGUGCCGACAACAGCGGUGAGCCGAAAAAGAAGUAUGACCCGAAAGACCCCCUUCGACCGCGCCGGAAAAAGGCUAGGCGAGCCUGUUACGCCUGUCAGAGAGCGCACCUUACUUGCGGGGAUGAGAGGCCGUGUCAACGGUGCAUCAAGCGCGGCUUGAUGGACACGUGCCAGGACGGCGUGAGGAAGAAGGCCAAGUAUCUUCAUGAUGCGCCUCCCGAGGCGUUGAGACCGGUUCUUGGACCAAGCUACAACCCGAACGCAGCCCAACGGCAGAACGGUAACCGACAGACGAGUAUUCCAAACUCCGAAUCCUCUACGAACCCGGGAGCUUUCUUCUCGCAAUCAAGCACCUCUCAAUUUCCCAUGUUUUCCGCCUCCCAAACCCCAAUAGGGAAUAUGGCGGAAAACCUUCCCUUCACCAGCCAGCAGUCGCCGGUAUCGCCGUCCUUCCAAACGUCGGGCACUCCACAAAUAAGCGGAAUGGCCGUUCCCCAGGUGUCGAGCCCCAUGGGAAAUUUUGGAGCCCUCCCUUUUGAUCCAAGCGAUCCCAACAUUUUCAACUUUAAUCUUGAAGGACUCAACUUUGGCAGCCAGUAUGGUGCCAUGGAAUUCGGCAUGCUCGGGCACAUGUCGUCAGGGGCGGCAGAGACACCCCCGCAAGAUGCCUCGUUAUCGCGCUCCGCAAGUGGCAGUCUCAGCUUCCAGCCGGGGAUGUUUGGCAAUGGCGUCAACCAGUUCGACAAGGUGUACGACGGCAACGUACUCGAGGGUUUUAUGGGUCUUGAUACCAACCACAACGGCAUGUACUCCCAAGGGAACCUACAACACGGGCUUCCCCAUGCCUACGCUAUUGCAGCUGGCCCAACUAGCGUCCAGAGCCCCAGCACAGAUACCAACAGCCCGCAGCCGACCUCGCUAGGGUUUGACGGUUCUCCCACCAUGGCCACAUACCCUCCUACGCCAGGGAACAAGGCGGCCAACCGGCCCAGCACAAGACAGGCCAAUGCACUGUCAAAACUAGGUCAACAAUCGAUCCUGGGGAAGCGUCAGCGGGACCCUUCCUACAUCUAUGAUACGGUCAAGGAGCCGUUUGGAUAUGUUACAAGCUUCCACAAGCUCUUUGGCCUAAUUCAGGGUCGGUUUACGGCAGCCCACACGUCACGUAUCGCCAAGUCUCUGGCCAGCAUUCGGCCAUCUCUGAUGGCAACAACGAGGAAUCUCACGAGGCAAGACCUGGUGUUCAUGGAGAAGUAUUUCCAGCGGUCGUUGUUCGAGUACGAGGAGUUCAUGCACCAAUGCUCCAGCCCUACUCUUGCAUGCCGACGUACGGGUGAAGUGGCGAUUGUGAACAAGGAGUUCACCGCUCUCACAGGGUGGACCAAGGAUGUACUCCUCGGCAAGCAGCCAAACGAAAAUGUCAACCUGGGUGGCUCCGCCGCGACUAGUUCUAGCUCGAAGGGGCGGGCCGGCCUCGCAACUCCACGCCUCAAGAGCCUCAACACAGAGCCCCCCGGAGCGUCAGACGCUCCGCAGCCCGUGUUUCUCGCUGAGUUGCUAGACCACGACAGCGUUGUCGAGUUCUAUGAAGACUAUUCUCAGCUCGCCUUCAACGACAGCCGCGGGCACAAGACACGCAAGUGUCGGCUACUCAAAUACCGUGCCUCAGACAAAGAGGAUAGCGCCGGGCCGCCCGGGAAUACUGGCGGCGAGGGCGGUGAAGGGCCAAACACUACCGACGACCGGGCGCAGCACCAAAAGGAUACUCGGAACAGCAUUCUGAGCAAUCGUGUAGCCAAGAUUGACGGGGCGCACGGGAUCUCAAAGCUAGAGCGCGACGGCAAGCUCGAGUGUAGUUACACGUGGACCAUCAAGCGAGACAUGUUCGACAUGCCGAUGUUGUUCGUGAUCAAUGUAAGUACGUGA
Molecule: messenger RNA, 2016 nt
Organism: Dichotomopilus funicola
Lineage: Eukaryota; Fungi; Ascomycota; Sordariomycetes; Sordariales; Chaetomiaceae
Exons: 2
Coding region: 1-2016 (671 amino acids)
Biological process (GO): regulation of DNA-templated transcription; cellular response to starvation
Cellular component (GO): nucleus
Molecular function (GO): DNA-binding transcription factor activity, RNA polymerase II-specific; RNA polymerase II transcription regulatory region sequence-specific DNA binding; zinc ion binding
Source: RefSeq, a predicted model, not a curated record